Molecule: messenger RNA, 942 nt
Organism: Verticillium dahliae VdLs.17
Lineage: Eukaryota; Fungi; Ascomycota; Sordariomycetes; Glomerellales; Plectosphaerellaceae
Exons: 2
Coding region: 1-942 (313 amino acids)
Source: RefSeq, a predicted model, not a curated record
AUGACGCAUGACCAGUCCGCCCAGACAGAGGCAGGCCACUCCGCCGCAAUGGCACUGCAAAGCCAAGCGAUCAAGGACAGCCGCUUCGAAAACUCCUUCACCGGUAACGGCGGGUCGAGCAGUGAUGACCUGGCCGGACGGCUAGACUACGACCUCUGGUCCUUGAUUCAACAUUUUGAUAAGGCGCGCAGGACGCUGGACGCAUAUCGCGAUGCUGCGCAGAAGGAGAACCUAGAACGGUCCUACAUUCUACAGCAGCAACACAACAACCUGAACGCUCGCUGGUCGAGCAGCUAUGGCGAGCUACAGAAAGAGGCCCAGAAGAAGGCCCGAGACCUCCAGAAGGUCGUGAAAGAGCUCGAAAAUGCAAGAGCCGAACUCGAAGAAAAGAAGAAGGAAAGCCAGUUGAAUGACAUGGCCGUGCGUGAGCUCCAAGAGACCGUUGAAAUGCAGAACAUCGAAAUUGUUCGAGCACGCGAGAUUCACGCCCAGCUCGACAGCGCGGAAAAGGAGUUGGCCGAAUGCAGAUCAGUCAACCAAGCGGUCGAGGCAGUGUUGGAGAUGAAGAAGACACACAUCGUGGAACUCGAGUCCGCCUUGGGGGAGAUGACCGCAAAGAAUGACCGGCUGGCGGCUGAUCAUAUCGAGCACGAAUCACUCAAGUUGCAAUUUCGCUCUCUCGAAGCCGAGCACGCCGAAGCUCUGGAUAUCGCCAGCGGUCUAUUCGACGGAGAAAUUGGUACCACACCGGCCGAGCUCAUUGGCCAGAACAGGGCUUUGGAGCAGCAACUUCGGGAGCUCCAAGCCGAAAACAAGGCCCUCGCAGAGCGCCUGGCACAAGGGAUGGGAGCGCAAGCGGACCGUGAUGGUUCGUCUCGGGGCCAGUGCCAUCGCGACAGAUUUGUGUCGCGUGCUCACUGCCAUCACCCCGUCGAUGCCUAG